GAGACCGAGUUUCAGUCUACGUCGAGCCGAGCCCCCGGAUCCGCUCUAUUUCGAGAACACGCGCUCGCGAUGACAUCAAAAGACAUAAUGGACUCGGACUGCAUGACGCUGACGAGAUUCGUGUUGGCGGAACAGCGCAAGGUGCCGGCGGCGACCGGCGAUCUCACCCAGCUGUUGAACAGCAUCCAGACCGCCGUGAAGGCCGUCAGUUCGGCCGUGAGGAAGGCCGGUAUCGCUAACAUGUACGGCAUCGCCGGCAACACGAACGUGCAGGGCGAGGAGGUGAAAAAAUUGGACGUCCUGAGCAACGAGCUCUUCAUCAACAUGCUGACGUCCUCCUUCACGACGUGCGUGCUCGUGAGCGAGGAGAACGAGCACGUGAUCGAGGUGGAGACGGAGAAGCGAGGCAAGUACAUCGUCUGCUUCGACCCGCUCGACGGCUCGUCCAACAUCGACUGCCUCGUCUCGGUGGGCUCGAUCUUCGGAAUUUACAAGAAGCAGCCCGAACAAUCCGGGGAUGCCGCGGUGACGCAGGCCGCCACCCUGCAGCCUGGACGAAACUUAAUCGCGGCGGGAUACGCUCUUUAUGGCUCGGCAACCAUGAUAGUGCUCUCGAUCGGCCGCGGCGUUAAUGGAUUCACCUACGACCCGGCCAUCGGGGAGUUUAUACUGACCGAGAGGAACAUGCGUAUGCCUGACAGAGGAAAUAUAUAUAGUAUUAACGAGGGUAACGAGAGCACGUGGGACUCCUCUAUCAAGGAAUACAUACAAUCGAAAAAAUAUCCUACGACCGGAAAACCCUACAGUGCCAGAUACGUGGGUUCUAUGGUUGCCGAUGUGCACCGAACGAUUAAAUAUGGCGGCAUCUUCCUCUAUCCAGCGAGCCAGAGCAAUCCGAAUGGCAAGCUGCGACUUUUAUACGAGUGCGUACCAAUGGCUUUCAUAACGAAGGAAGCAGGUGGUCUUGCAACAAAUGGCAACAUCGAUAUUCUGGACAUUGUUCCGGAAAGCAUUCAUCAGAGAUCUCCAAUUUUCUUGGGCUCGAAGGACGACGUUAACGACGUGAUGACGUACAUAAAAAAUCAAAACAACCGAUGAAAGCCGGAGGAGUCUGGGAUAUUCAACGCGAAUGCUUAAAAAACGAACGAGUUUUGUGUACUUUUUUCAUUUUUUCUUACUUUGCAAUAAAUGUAUUUUUCAUUAAA
Molecule: messenger RNA, 1205 nt
Organism: Nylanderia fulva
Lineage: Eukaryota; Metazoa; Arthropoda; Insecta; Hymenoptera; Formicidae
Gene: fbp
Product: fructose-1,6-bisphosphatase
Biological process (GO): fructose 1,6-bisphosphate metabolic process; fructose metabolic process; sucrose biosynthetic process
Cellular component (GO): cytoplasm; cytosol
Molecular function (GO): fructose 1,6-bisphosphate 1-phosphatase activity
Source: RefSeq, a predicted model, not a curated record